CGGGCGAUAUGGGAUGGCCCCUUAUCGGCUCUUCCUUGUUGUUUACCAAUUCUUCUAAGACAAAUCAUGACCCUGAUUCUUUCGUUAAUCAUCUUAUUUCAAACAUGGAAGAAUAGGGAUGUACAAAAGUCAUCUGUUUGGGCAGGCAUCGAUCAUCGUAACAGAUCCAGAAAUACUCCGACGCAUAUACUUAGACGAGGAAUGCUUCGUGCCGAAAUAUCCAAAAUGGUCGAAAAUAUUUGUAGGGAGUGGAUGUGCCAUGAAGAUUGCUGAUCACAAAUCAGUGCAUAAGCUCAUGGCGGCUCCCAUCUCUGGUGAGGCCUUAUCUAAUUAUGUAGAUUAUAUGGAAAAGGAAGUAGUGAAAUGCUUGGAAGAAUGGAGUAGCAUGACACAACCAAUUUAGUUGUUGAAUGAAAUUAGAAGUCUCUACUUCAAAUUCAUUGCACGUAUUUUUUUGGGGGCUAAGGUAAGUGCCCAUUCCAUACAACAGCUCGAGAGAUUGUUCAUACAUAUGGCUCUUGCACUCCUCUCUAUUUUCCCCUUUGAUCUGCCUGGAUUUGCUUUCCACACAGCACUCAAGGCAUUGAAAGAGGUAGAGAAGAUGCUCAAUAAAAUGAUAGAAGAGAAGAGAAGAGCAUUGGAAAGAAAUGAAGGAAGAGAAGAGCUAUGUCAAAUGGAGGCAAUGAUUGAGGCUACUGAUGAGAAUGGAGCAAAGUUGUUAAGUAACAAUGCAAUUACAGAUAUGCUAAUUUGUGUGUUUCAUGGUGGUAAUCAUACUGCAGGUCAUGCUGCUAUGUGGGUUCUUAUCCACAUUUCGGACCACCCUCAUGUUUUUCAAAUGGCAAAGGAAGAACAAGAGUUGAUUAUAAAAGAAAGGCCAUCUACGCAGAAAGGAUUGAAUUUGGCUGAAAUAAAACGAAUGACAUAUCUUAUGAAGGUAAUAAACGACACGUUGAGAAGAACAACCCUUAUAUCUCAAACCUUUCGUGAGGCUAAAGCUAACGUAAAUAUCAAUGGGUUCAUUAUACCAAAAGGAUGGAGCAUACCAAUAUGGCAUAGAGUUGUUCAUAUGGAUCCUCAAAUAUAUAAACAUCCACAAAAAUUUGAUCCUUCGCGAUGGGAAAAUUAUAUACCAAAAGCAGGAGCAUUCACUCCCUUUGGAAUGGGAAAACUAUAUUGUCCUGGAAAUGAACUUUUGAAGAUUGAAACUGCCAUUUUACUUCACCAUUUUCUUCUUCACUACAAGAUGGAACGAGUAAAUCCAAAUUGUAAACUCACUCAUAUCCCGACUUCGAAGCCUAUAAACAACUGCCUUUGCAAAAUUACAGAGCUCCCAUAGCUCAUGCCCACCAAGAAACAUGGUUAUAUUGUAUAGUAGUCGUUUGAGUAUCAAUAACAAUAAUUAUCAUAUAAUAUGAUGAAAAAAUAUAUAAGUGUUACAGAAAGAACCGAAGACAAGAAAAUGUCUUCUUUCUGUUAUGUUGUUGUAACCACCAGAGCUUCUUCCUUGACCAUGAGCACAUGUGUAUAAAAAGGAAAUGAAUGUGAGAAUAGCAUCAGAGAGAGA
Messenger RNA from Benincasa hispida (wax gourd), 1567 nucleotides. NCBI's taxonomy places the organism in Eukaryota, Viridiplantae, Streptophyta, Magnoliopsida, Cucurbitales, Cucurbitaceae. The record is from RefSeq and is a predicted model, not a curated record.